UUCGUUUGUUUUUGACCCUGGUAGAAACUGCGUCGUUCGAAUUCUUCAAGAGUAACUGUGGCAAUUCAAUUGUAGGAUUUAUUUUAAAGUAUGUUGUCGAAAAUAUGCUGUCUUGGUGCAGGUUAUGUAGGAGGUUCAACACUUUCAAUCAUUGCCCAUUACUGCCCGGAGAUUCAAGUUACUGUUGUUGAUACUUCUGAUGAACAAAUCCAGAUGUGGAAUUCAGAUACGCUCCCGAUAUAUGAGCCGGGAUUAGAUGAAAUUGUUAAAUUACACCGUGGAAAAAAUCUACACUUUUCAUCGGAUAUUGACAAAGCAAUAGAUGAAGCCGAUAUGAUUUUUAUUUCAGUAAAUACUCCAACAAAAAAUUGUGGUCUUGGUAAAGGUAGAGCAACUGAUCUAACUAAUUUAGAAGCUGCAGCUCGACGUAUAGCUAAAGUUUCACGACAACCAAAAGUUAUCGUUGAAAAAAGUACAGUACCUGUAAAAGCAGCAGAAACUACCAGUGCAAUACUUCAAUUUGAAGCGAAAUCUCGUCAUACAAAAACAGCAACAACUAAUGAUAAUAAUAAUAAUAAUAAUAAAUUAGAUGAAUUUGUCGUCUUAUCAAAUCCGGAAUUUCUAGCUGAAGGUACUGCUGUAUAUGAUUUAUGUCAUCCAGAUCGUAUUCUCAUUGGUGGUGAUUCACAUUCAUCAUCUGGUAAAUUAGCCAUUGAAAUGUUACGUUGGAUCUACUUACAUUGGGUACCAACAGAACGUAUAUUGAUUACAUCAACAUGGUCAUCAGAAUUAUCUAAAUUGGCAGCUAAUGCUUUUCUUGCUCAACGUAUAAGCAGUAUCAAUGCUAUCUCAGCUAUAUGUGAACAAACCAAUGCUAAUAUUAAAGAAGUAGCUAAAGCUAUCGGUACAGAUCAUCGAAUUGGUCCAUAUUUUUUAAAUGCUAGUCUUGGAUUUGGUGGUAGUUGUUUUCGAAAAGAUAUAUUAAGUUUGGUGUAUAUAUCAGAGACAUUGAAUUUACCAGAAAUAGCCUCCUAUUGGUAUGCUGUAUUACAAAUGAAUAAUUAUCAAAUUGAACGAUUUACACGUAAUGUCAUUGAAAAAUUGCAUAAUACUUUGAAAGGAAAACGUAUCGCCAUAUUUGGUUUCACUUUUAAACCAGACACAUAUGAUACUAGAGAUAGUCCUGUCAUACCAUUAUGUAAUCAGUUAUUGCAAGAACAAGCGGAACUGGCAAUCUAUGAUCCUAAAGCUUAUCACAAACAAAUUGAAUCUGAUUUAUUAGUCAGUAAUAGUAAAGAUUCAUUUAAUCAAUUUGUUCAUAUUUGUUCUACUCCGGAAGAAGCUGUCACCAAUGCCUAUGCUAUUCUAAUAUGUACAGAUUGGAAAUGUUUUCAAGCAUAUGAUUAUGCGAAAUUUUAUCGUUUAAUGAUUAAACCAGCAAGAAUAUUUGAUGGACGUAUUAUAUUAAAUCAUAAACAAUUAAGUCAAAUUGGUUUUAUAGUUGAAUCCAUUGGUAUAGCAUCAGAAAAUUUUACAAUGAAUGGUUAUAAUUGAAUAAUUAUAAUAAUAAUGCACAGUGUAAACCAAUCAUGAUAAUGAUAAUAAUCUCAUUUGAUGGUGAUAAUAUUUGAUCUUUUAUGGUGUUUUAUUAUGCCUCUCUUUUCUUUUCUAAUUUUGAUUUCUUUUUGUGAACUGUGACUUGUUGGUGUGUGACUGUAGAUUUCUAUUGUAAUUAUCACUAAAUCAUGUGUUUUUUAUCUUUUAAAACUGUGUAUUCUUCUCAUUAAAUCAUGUACAUUC
This is a messenger RNA of Schistosoma turkestanicum, 1800 nucleotides long. NCBI's taxonomy places the organism in Eukaryota, Metazoa, Platyhelminthes, Trematoda, Strigeidida, Schistosomatidae. The record is from the annotation of a GenBank genome assembly.